This is a messenger RNA of Penicillium chermesinum, 1440 nucleotides long. RefSeq lists its product as uncharacterized. Gene Ontology annotation, cellular component: membrane. The record is from RefSeq and is a predicted model, not a curated record. The transcript is spliced from 3 exons. Gene Ontology annotation, biological process: transmembrane transport. Bases 1 to 1440 code for a protein of 479 amino acids. Gene Ontology annotation, molecular function: transmembrane transporter activity. Lineage: Eukaryota; Fungi; Ascomycota; Eurotiomycetes; Eurotiales; Aspergillaceae.
AUGAAUGGCCCAGGCAGCAGCAUAGAGAAGCCCGAUGUGAGGAUGAUCGGCGAUGUCCACGACGCACGUACGGAUAUCCUCACCUUCUCGCCGGAGAAGGAGAAGCGGCUCGUCCGGAAGCUGGACCUCUGGAUCAUGCCCCUCAUGAUGUUCACAUAUACCCUGCAGAGCUAUGACAAGGGGAUCAUGCGCUCUGCCUCACAGUUCGGUUUCAACGAGGAUCUUGGCCUGACCGUUGUCAUUGGACAUGGAGCCAAUGGAGCCGCCAUCACGGAUGAUCAACGGUACUCUAAUGCCGCCAUGAUGUUCUAUAUUGGCUACUUGGUCGGGAUGUACCCGAUGAUGUACCUCGCCCAGCAUCAUUCCGUAUCACGUGUGAUAUCCUUGGCGACUUUCUUCUUCUGGGGCGCCGUGGUAAUGUCUACAGCCGGCUGCAGCAACUAUGCAGGGAUCAUGGUUGCUCGUUUUGUGCUUGGCCUACUGGAAUCGGCGGUGGCUCCCACCUUCACGGUCCUGGUGACAUUCUGGUGGACCCGUGAUGAGCAGGCGCUACGCACGGGGCUAUGGUACUGUUGUGUCGGUGUCGCUACUACCAUCUCGCCUCUCAUCAAUUGGGGACUAGGCCACAUCAAGGGCCCGCUCUACCCAUGGCAGCCCAUAUUUCUAGUUCUAGGCGCCAUCACAAUACUGUGGUCGUUUGUGCUUUUCUUCGCCUUGCCCGACGACCCGUACUCGACCAAGAGACUCAGCGAGUCAGAGCGCGCUCUAGCGAUCCAGCGAUUAAAGCGCAACAAUGCGGGCACCAUCACGCAUAAGUUUGAUAAGUCUCAGUGCCUCGAAGCAUUUCGAGAUUUCAAGAUGUAUAGCUGUGCACUCAUCAUUCUUCUCACCGGUGUUCCCUCUGGUGCUCUUGGCACUUUUGCUACGAUUGUGAUCAACGGGUUCGGCUACGGUCAUUUCGAAUCUCUAGCUUUGACGUGCCCGAUUGGAGCCAUCACAGCACUGGCUAUCCUAUUGGUUAGCUAUGUGACUCGGAAAUGGGCCGACACUCGCUACUUAUGCAUAAUUGUCUGUGCGCUGAUAUCCAUUGCUGGCACAUUGAUUUGCUGGUUUGGUCCCCGCAGCAAUAGGGGUCUACUGUUCGCUGGUAUUUUCCUCAUCGCAGUCCAAGUGGCCUCGGGCGGCUUGGCUGUUUCCUUAGCAGCUUCGAAUAUUGCCGGCCACACCACUUCGCCGGGACCACUUUACCGCGCGGGUUUCAUUGGUAGCUUUGUGUGUUUAUGUGGUGUAGUGGUGAUCAGUGGGGUGACAUGGGUCUACCUCCGCAGAGAAAAUGCGAAACGGGGUGCAAAAUCCCCGGCUACUGAUGGGAGCCAGGUUCCCUCGAUUGAAGAGAACUUGACGGACAUGGACAACCAUGCAUUUCGCUAUGUCUUAUAG